Messenger RNA from Leptinotarsa decemlineata (Colorado potato beetle), 1498 nucleotides. RefSeq lists its product as uncharacterized. The record is from RefSeq and is a predicted model, not a curated record. Gene Ontology annotation, cellular component: nucleus. Gene Ontology annotation, biological process: regulation of transcription by RNA polymerase II. NCBI's taxonomy places the organism in Eukaryota, Metazoa, Arthropoda, Insecta, Coleoptera, Chrysomelidae. Gene Ontology annotation, molecular function: DNA-binding transcription factor activity, RNA polymerase II-specific; RNA polymerase II cis-regulatory region sequence-specific DNA binding; zinc ion binding.
UUUCAAACGAACACACCUUGUUGACUGUAAAUAACGUAACCUCACAUAUAAUAAUUUGCUGAGAUGAAUAAACAGUAAACUGUUACCAUUUAUAAACAAGAAAAUCAUGGAUCAAGAAGAGAGACUAGAACUCUCUGAAUUAAUGUGUCGAACUUGUCUAAAAAAAGAGGGCGAGAAGAACUUAUUUGACCAACAUAAACCUACUUCUUCAGAGUUCGCUUCUAUUCUAAGAUCUUGCAUUUCUAUCCAGGUCAGUAAAGAUGAUGGACUACCGGAAAAGAUAUGCUCGACUUGCUUAAAGAAACUCCUGAACUUUUACAAUUUCAAAGUGACCGUCAUAGAAAACGAUUUCAAACUACGUAAGGCCCUGGAGAUGAAGCGAGAGGAGGAAGCGAAGAAAGCGCAAGAUGUUUAUUCAGUUCUGAUGGUAAACACCAACGUAGAAGAAGUAGAAGUGGGCCCUCAAACAUAUCACUUCAUAACUGAAGAAAUUGUUGUUGAAAAAGUAGAACAACCUGUUAUUAAACCCCCAGAAUCGAAAUCCGAAGUUCUCGAAAUAAAACCUGACGAUUUAACCUUCGUAACCGACUCUGACUCUUCUGAUGAAGAAUCGGAGAGUAGGGAUGGAGAGAGCGAGAAGUUAAAUGGAGAUGACGAGGAAAAUAAACCCAAAAAGAAGAAGAAACCUAUGUACCAGUGUGACAUCUGUGGAAAAAUCUUGAGCUGCAGGAGUAACUUGACCAAUCAUCAUCGUGUCCACUCUGGAGAAAGACCUUUCUCUUGCAAUGUGUGUGAUAAAAAAUUCUCCAAGGCAGAGCAUGUUCUGAUCCAUCAGAGGAUUCAUACAGGAGAGCGUCCCCACCAGUGUUUGAUCUGCAAGAAGCGCUUCAUCCAGUAUGCUUCUCUGAAGGCUCAUCUGAGGACUCAUACGGGAGAGCGGCCACAUACGUGUGUGGUGUGCGGAAAAUCUUUUGGACAAUCAAGCACGCUAGUGAAUCAUUCACGAACUCAUAGUGGAGAGAAGCCCUUUGUGUGCACUGUGUGCGGAAAAGGAUUCAAGAACGCCGGAAAUCUGAGCACGCACAUGAGGUUCCAUAAGAACGAGCGCCCUUACGGCUGCUAUCAGUGCGACAAACGUUUCGUCACCAGUUCCCACCUCAACGUCCACAUAAAGCAGCACUCUGGUGAGAAACCGCACAAGUGCGCCGUAUGUGGCAAGGCUUUCGUCAGGAGCGAACACCUCAAAGGUCACUUGAUCAUACACAGCGGCAAGAAGCCGCACCAGUGCAAGUUCUGCUCGAGAAGGUACACGCAGAGCAGUCACCUCAGGAGGCACGAGAAAAGCGCUCAUUCGCAGAGGCAGGACGAUGGCGUCGGGUGAGGGAUUGGAGAUGGCGCUGUGAGGUUUGAGAGUUGCCUCGGUGGGGGUGUGGGCGUUUGAUAUGUAGCUUUUUGUAUAUUGCUGUUUUCAUUAAUAGAGUUUAUGAUUUUUCCCGUA